Messenger RNA from Letharia columbiana, 606 nucleotides. RefSeq lists its product as uncharacterized. The transcript has 3 exons. The record is from RefSeq and is a predicted model, not a curated record. Bases 1 to 606 code for a protein of 201 amino acids. NCBI's taxonomy places the organism in Eukaryota, Fungi, Ascomycota, Lecanoromycetes, Lecanorales, Parmeliaceae.
AUGGUUGGAAAGAGGUCUGGAAAGGCACUCCUUCGGGAGGAAGGCCUUGAGAGGACUGACAACAAUAUGGAUCUGACUACAUGGCCCCAAAUCAACCCAAUCAAUCAGAAGAACUACUACACUGACUACCUCAAACGAGAUGAUCAGAUUCUUCCUCUACGCCUUCUACAGGAAGAGCGCCGAAAUAGAAUGACCGCCAAAGCCAGAGACAGAGACCGAGAGCUUGCUCAAGCUAAUCCGAAUGAUGCACUACCUAGCGGCGCGGAUCUGGACAUGGACGACGAUGCCGGCAUGGAGGAUGCUGGAGAGCCGCUGACAGGCCAAGAUGCUCUGGGAUCGAAAGUAAUCGUGAUUCACCCCGGGAGCCAGAAUCUGCGCAUCGGCUUGGCAAGCGACGCUUUGCCCAAAACGGUGCCCAUGGUCAUCGCAAGGAGAUGGGAGAUGAGCGAGUCCGAGGAAGAUGGUGGUGAGCCAAGUCCAAAACGCAGGAGGACGGACGACGGCUCUCAAAUGGAGCCAGAAAAAACGUUUGGCGAAGAGGCAAGUGCGCGAAUCCGCUACGAGAAUUCUUCCACUGACUCGAGCGUAGUUUGCAGGCCAAUAUAA